Molecule: messenger RNA, 3761 nt
Organism: Poecile atricapillus (Black-capped chickadee)
Lineage: Eukaryota; Metazoa; Chordata; Aves; Passeriformes; Paridae
Gene: CCDC127
Product: coiled-coil domain containing 127
Exons: 3
Coding region: 132-926 (264 amino acids)
Source: RefSeq, a predicted model, not a curated record
AGCGCCCGUCAGGGGCGGGGACUGACGUCCGGCAGCGCUUCAGGCUCGGGCGAGCCUCGUGUUGUCUUCUCCCCCUUUUUCUCCAGGCUGAUGGGCCGGCCCGGGAGGGGGCGGGGCCGGCAGGUGCCUUCAUGAAUAACUUAAACGAGCCUCCCAACUGGAACAUCCUGCCCAAUCGGCGCGGUCCCGGCGAUGACGGCAGCCGCUGGAAUUACGCCCUGCUGGUCCCCAUGCUGGGCCUGGCCGCCUUCCGUUGGAUCUGGACCAGAGAAUGUCAGAAAGAAAUAGAAAAAGAAAGACAAGAAUACUACAGAAAAGAGUCAACUUUACAAAAAGACCUGGAAGGCAAAUACCGGGAUAUAAUCACGGAGAAUCGUCGCGCUGUUGCUCAUCUGGAGGUGGAGCUGGAAAAGGAACGCAACAGGACCCUGAGUUACCGUGAAGCCCUCGUGUCCCAGAGCCGCAAACUAGUAGAAGAGAGGAAGCUGCUAGAACAGGAGCAGGAGAAGUUGGAGCGAGAAAAACAAGUCCUUUUGCAGUCUGGAGCAGAAGGUACCUUGUACCAGAGUUGCCUGGCAAAGGAAGAAGAGUGGCAACAGAGAGCCAAUGUUUUACUAAAAGAAUUUGAAGAGGGACUGAAGGAAAGACAGGACAUCUACUGCAGUCUUAUUGUACCCAGAAGUCAGAGACUAGAAAUAGAGAAAAAUCUGCUAGUUAAAGCAGCAACUAAUCCUGUUGCUAUGGCUUUACAUGUGGAGAGUGGCUUAAAAGAUAUUUUCAAACAUGAUAACUACUGUGGCAACGUGCUGAACAGAACCAGAAGUCAAAAUGGAAAGCUUAUGUGGCUGUAUCUGAGAUACUGGGAACUAGCUGUUGAACUGCAAAAAUACAAGAAGGUAGAAAAGGCCAUGUUAGGAAAACACUAAGUAGGGGAAGCAGUGGGAUUCCGCACGAUACACUGUGCGUGGUAGGGGACAAUCACAGUUGUAGUCCAAAGCUGUUAAAUCCUUCUGCUUCUGUGUUGCUGCCUCUCUUCCUCCUUGCACUUGUAUUUGCAUGGGACAUGUGCAGUGCUGGUGCCUUUCCUCACACUAACAGCAGAUGCUCUGGUGAGCUGUGUAUGCUCCUAAACUCCGUGAGUGUGUUUGUGUUGCAAUAUAGAGAUAUGCCAACUCCCCAGGUAUCAGAAGCAGCAAAACAGAACUCAGGUUUAGAGGGAUUUGCCUCGUUGAUGGUCACACUCCAGCAACAGAGAAGGGUCAUUUGUCUCCCCCAGGUGCAGUAGCACAUUGUGCUCCUUAUCCCUGACAUUUUACAUGGUAUCUCAACACUGUCUUUUAUUAUUACUAUUGUUUUUUUAAAAAUUUGUCUAAGCAAGACUGAUUUUGAGGCAGAUGUUUGAGAGAGAUGGUGUUGGAGCCAGCUGCUUGACACAUGAAUCUUACGUGUCUGUAUGUACAAUUACAUAAAUAUAUAUAUGUGUGUAAGUGUAUGUGUUAGUAUUUCUGAGGGGGAAAUAGUUUGAUCCUGUUUCGGAUUAGUCAGUCUUGCAUUGUCUUCCAGUUUAAUAUACAAAUAAUGCUUUAUGAAUGAAACAUCCAAAAGAUGCUAAUUCAAAUAAUGUAUAAAGGAACAGACAGAUGUCCCAUUGGCACUUGGGAUCCAUUCUCAGAUUCUAGAGAGUGUAUAACCUGGAAGUUAUAUUCUCAUACAUUGGAGAUACCUUAAAAAUUCUUUUUUUUUUCUCAAUUGAGGUUUUAGUUGUAACCCAGUAAUGUGCCACCUUUAUGGAUGUCCCCAUGCUGCUGCUUCUGCCUUUCAGGGCACUGGCUGCCUCCUGGUUUGCUUGCAGUGACCUCCUUGCCAUUGCACCUGGCUCUGCUCCUUAGACAGGUCCUGUUUGUUGUUUGCAGACGGGAACCUAAAUGCAGCCUGCACUGGUAGCCACUACUCCCUCUCCACCUGUCCCCCAGAACUGAAGUACAUACUCUUUUCUGCAGCUCUGAAAUUCUGUGCUUGUGGUUCACCACUUUACAUACACAUGACCAUGAAGGCCUACAGAUUCACAAGCUUUGCACACUUCUAAGAAAGUUUUUUUUUUUAAUUUAGCUACUAAAAUAAAAUAGGUAAAAACAAAAAAUACUGUGAAAUAAUGCAGGAAAAUAAAAAGGUCCAGAUUUUAAAAAUUCAACAACAAACAAAUUUUAAAAACCCAGUGCAUUUCAGUUUCUUAGAACUUUGAGUAUACUUUUGGUCCUUUUAGCAGUAGGAGCCACCUUUCUUUCAAUUGUGCCAUGUAUUUAAAAUAAUAACUUUGUUCUUCCCCCCUUCUAAUCAAGCCUUAGACCUCAAAGAGACAGUGUUUACCCUUUCAUUUAUAACAUUUAGUCUCCUCUGUUACUUGACUGAUUAGUGCUGGUAGGUUGUCAGUUGGUUAAUUAGCAGUUUAUUAUCUGCCGAGGGUUAGACUUGACAAACGCGUUUGCUCUAGGCAAUCAUGUAGAACCAUGGCUUGGAAGCAAUCCAAGCUAAGUUUAUGCCCAUCUUCCUGCAGAUGUGGGGCUUUUCUCUUACUGUUUUCUCCUGGUUUCAUUUUAGUCUGAGCUCAGAAGAUAGCAGAUAAAUCUUUUGAAACAAUGUGUGCAACGUAAUCCAGUUACUAAGCAAAAAUAGUUAACAUGGAACAAAAUUCCUGAGCAGAACAGAUGUUUCCCAACUACUUGGUUUUCCAGUUGAGAUUUUGCUCACCUUGGUAGUACUAAUUGCACUGUUUUGUUGACUUAUUAAUCCUUUUUCUACACUGACUUUUUAAAUUAAGUUUUAGUAUACAAACUUGGAGAAAAAGAGCACAAACACCAGAAGAGCCACAGUUUGUCUGGGUGCCAGGCAUAUGUGGGUUGGGAGAUGAGAACACAGCUGAGUUGCUACUCAUGUGUGACACCCUGAGCCAAGCUGCUGCAGCUGGACAUAGGCACACAGUCUAAUUGCCCAGGAGAACAAAUUAGUUUGAAUAACAGCCUGUGUGUAAUUCCUUCAGGAUGUGAAAAGUGACUGUCCAGCUGUGGCACGCUUCAUAGAUUCCUGCAGGCAGUUAAGCCACUCAGCUGACUAAGAGUGAAUCAGUGCCAGUGUAAUUGAGAUUCAUGCCUUGAAUUUGUACAAGUUAGCCUUAAAAGAUCAAAGGUUUUAUGCUUUUUCAUUUUUUCCUAGUUUGUCAUUCAUAUCACUCAAAAUGUUUAAAAAAAUAUAAUCAAAGGUAAAAUACUAUUUUUUCAGUAGGAAUAUGUAUAUUCAAGCCUUACACCCUUGAAUGUACAGGAUGCAAUGGAUGCAAUGUAGUAAAGGUUUGGUAUUCACUUUCUCUUUUUUAGAAGUGUUAUUUGUACAACUAAUUGAACUAGUGGUCGUGGACACUUUGAAGAUCAUUGUAUCAAGACAGAAGAGUUGUUUCAGAAGGCUUUUAAAAAGUGUGUAACUGAUUUAGAAGCACUGGCCCCAUCGGUUUCUACCAAAACUCAUGUUUGUGGAUAUGCAAUGUAUUUUUGAAAUGUUCCCCCUUUGUAGGUUGUUACGCUGAAAAUUCUAAUGUAAGUUUUAUCUUGCCCCACACUUGUUCUGAACUGGUUAAUUGUUUGGAACUGCCCAUAUACAUAUGUAGAAUGCAAGAAUAAUUUGUUUUCAAAGUAUUUAAUGAACUUUUUAUUAUAAAAUUGUCACUUACCUGUUAAACAAUAACAAUUAAUAAAAACCUUACAUAUUUC